GUUUCAACACCAGCAAGUGACAAUAGCAGCAUACAUCAUAAAUAUAAUUGAAAAAAAAUGGAGAUGGCACGAGCAAGAGGUGCGGCGGCUAGAGACGACAGCGAUUCCAGACGGCGGCAGGCUUACAGGCGACGGCAGGCUUACAGGCGACGGCAGGUUAAGGAUGGGUCCGAUAAUCUGGUUCCAGGGAAGGCAUUUUUCGUCAACAAUUUUCCAGAGACAUGUUGCGCAAAGGAUUUAUGGUAUCAUUUCCAGAAGUAUGGGCGUGUAAUGGAUGUCUCUGUGCUUGGGAGAAGAGAUAAGUGGGGGAAACGGUUUGGGUUUGUACGCAUGAUCGGAGUGCGGUCUGAACAGGAAAUGGAGAGGAAGCUUAAUGAUCUCUGGAUUGGGUCAUAUAAGGUUCGGGUUAAAGUUGCAGAGGCUAGGAGGAGGCAGAUCUCAAGAGUUAGAAGGGCACCGAGGGUCUUAGAGGAAAGAAAACCAGAGCACCGAAUGGAUAGACUUGUUCAACCUGGUCAUUCAUAUGUGCAAGCAGUAGUGGGGAUUCGUCCACAGAUUAGGGAGUCUCCUAGUAGUGCAGGGGCAUCGCAUGAGAAGGUAGGGCAAAUUAUGGAGAACGAGGCAGUUGGAUCUUCAGUGAAGGAUGCUGUAGGUCACGGGAUGGUGGAGAACAUUACUGGGCAGUCUAAGGAAGAGGAUAUUGAAUUUGCACCACUGAAGGAGGAGACCAAAUGACUUGAAGGAAGUAUGGUUGCUGAGGUGAAAUCAUUAACAUUGAUAUCUACCAUUCAAGCAAGAUUAGAUGUGGAUGGAGGGGUGAUUACUUUAUUACCAUUGGGAGGGCGAAGGGUGCUAUUAACUGAACAAGUGACAGGUUGCUUAGUUGAUUAUACAAAGCAAAAUAAAGACUUGUUUGAUUU
Messenger RNA from Rubroshorea leprosula, 920 nucleotides. The record is from the annotation of a GenBank genome assembly. Lineage: Eukaryota; Viridiplantae; Streptophyta; Magnoliopsida; Malvales; Dipterocarpaceae.